AUGUCGGGGACCACUAUUGACGACGUCGUAAGACGUCUAAGCACUGCAGACCUAGAUGCCAGGUUCAAACUUGAAGCCGCGACGACCUUGCGCGAUAGCCUGGACCAUUACACCAGCGGACCGAUUUACCCUCCCUUCCUCAAGCGGUUGAUGCCGAUAUUCAUCAACAUCUUACGCGGACCAUGCAUCUUUCAAAGCAACUCGACGGAGCAGAAACUCCGGCACUGCAUCUUGGAAGUCCUCCACCGCCUGCCGACUCAACCCGCCCCCGCCGAGCCGUUCGAGCCCUACGCGGAAGAAGCCUGCGACUUGCUCAUGCAACUUGUCCGAGCCGACAACGAAGAUAAUGCGACCCUGUGCGUCAAGAUAACCUCCGACAUUAUGCGCCACCAGCACAAGGUUCUCCAAGGAAAGGUGCAGCAGUUCCUUUCCUUGAUUCAAGAGCUCUUCGAGCAGAUGGGCAAGGUCGUGAGAGAACAGCUGGACAAUGCGCCCUCGGCCACGUCCUCGCAGCCCGGCGCGCCGUCGACGCCGGGAAGCGUGCAGACAAACUUCCAGUCCCCACGCCCCGGGUCGCCCGUGGCUUCGGUCUCGGACUUGGGAGCAGACCCCCAACAACAGAAUCGCCCUCUUCUGAGAGGGAUGCAGUCGUUCAAGGUCCUUUCCGAGUGCCCGAUCAUCGUCGUCUCGAUAUUCCAAAUCUACCGCAGCACGGUUUCGCAAAACGUCAAGGCCUUCGUCCCCCUGAUCACGGGCGUCUUGCAGCUCCAGGCGAGCGCGCAGGGGCAAGCCCACGUCGAUGCUGCCGCCAAGGGCCUGAUCCACACCGGCGUGAGCCCCGCUGUCAAGAACAGGGCCGCGUUUGGCGAGUUCAUCACGGCCCAGGUCAAGACCAUGAGCUUUCUCGCCUACCUGCUGCGGCAGUAUUCUGGCCAACUCAGCGACUUCUUGCCGACACUGCCGGAUGUGGUCGUCAGACUGCUCAAAGACUGCCCCCGUGAGAAGUCGGGAACCAGAAAGGAGCUGCUCAUUGCCAUCCGACAUAUCAUCAACUACAAUUUCCGCAAAAUCUUCCUACCCAAGAUUGACGAGCUGCUAGAUGAACGGACCCUCACGGGCGAUGGGUUGACGGUUUAUGAGACCAUGCGGCCCCUGGCAUACAGCAUGCUUGCCGACCUCAUCCAUCACGUUCGAGACUCUCUGAGCCCGGAACAGAUUCGCAAGACUGUCGAGGUCUACACCAAGAACUUGCAGGACAACUUUCCUGGCACAAGCUUCCAGACCAUGAGUGCGAAGCUGCUCCUUAACAUGGCGGAAUGUAUUGCCAAGCUCCCCAACAAGGUGGAUGCGAGGCAUUACCUCAUCAUGAUUCUGAACGCCAUUGGCGACAAGUUUGCCGCCAUGAACCGCCAGUAUCCAAACGCCGUCAAACUCUCCAAGCAGUAUCUUCAACAAGCAGAGGCAGGCAUCCCAGAAUCCUACCUCGCCGACAAGGAGAAUCGCCCCGACUGGGACGAGACGGACAUAUUCUCGGCCGUGCCGAUCAAGAUUUCCAACCCUCGCGACAGGGGUGCCGAUCCCGUGGUGGACAACAAGUUUCUGUUUAGGAACCUUAUGAACGGCCUGAAGAACACGUUCUACCAGUUGAGGACGUGCAAUACCGGCGCCCCCAUCGAUCCGCAGAACGCCCCGUCGCACUGGCAGGACGUCUCGUACGGCUUCACCGCCGAGGAGGUCAACGUCAUCAUCAAGCUGUUUCGAGAGGGUGCAUACGUUUUUCGGUAUUAUGAGAUCGAAAAGCCCGCCUCCGAGGCUCAGUACAUGUCUCCCGUCGAGUACAUGGCAAAUUUCUACAUGAUCUCGAGCAGCAAAGAGGAGAAGGACCUGCUGGAGACGUUCGCCACCGUCUUCCAUUGCAUCGAUCCCGCCACGUUUCACGAAGUCUUUCAGCAGGAAAUCCCACGACUCUACGACAUGAUCUUCGAACACACAGCUCUGUUACAUAUACCCCAGUUUUUCCUUGCCAGCGAGGCCACCUCGCCAAGCUUUUGCGGCAUGCUUCUUCAGUUUCUCAUGGAGCGCAUCGAUCAGGUCGGUUCCGCGGAUGUCAAAAAGUCGUCCAUUCUGCUGCGGCUCUUUAAGCUGGCGUUCAUGGCAGUCACUCUGUUCGCCGGACAGAACGAACAGGUGCUUCUUCCGCACGUCGUCAAUAUUGUCACCCAGUCAAUCGAGCUGUCGACCAAGGCAGAGGAGCCCAUGAAUUACUUUCUUCUCUUGCGCUCCCUCUUUCGUAGCAUUGGCGGCGGCAAGUUUGAGCAGCUCUACAAGCAAAUCUUGCCUCUAUUGGAGAUGCUCCUGGACGUCCUCAACAACCUCCUCAUGGCCGCUCGAAAACCUUCCGAGCGCGACCUGUACGUGGAGCUGUGCCUCACUGUGCCCGCUCGGCUAAGCCAUUUGCUGCCCCAUCUGAGCUUCUUGAUGCGCCCUCUGGUCGUCGCCUUGAGAGCAGGGACGGAGCUCGUGGGACAAGGUUUGCGCACCUUGGAGCUGUGCGUUGAUAAUUUGACCGCAGACUACCUGGACCCCAUCAUGGCCCCGGUGAUAGAUGAGCUCAUGAAUGCGCUGUUCAACCACCUCAAGCCGCAUCCCUAUAGCCACUUCCACGCUCACACCACGAUGAGAAUCCUCGGGAAGCUAGGCGGCAGGAAUCGAAAGUUCAUGUCGGGCGCCGUGCCUCUUACCUACAAGGGAUACGCCGACGACUCUUCCAGCUUCGACAUGCACCUCAUCGGAUCCAAGAAAGACCGGGCGUUCCCAGCCGAUCUUGGCAUCGAUUUCGCGAUUCAAAAACUGAUGGAGGCGCCGAAGAUGAGCAAGAAUAACCAGAACCGCCAGUACGAUGAGCACUACAAGACGCAAGCCCUCCAUCUGCUCAAGUCGCAGCUCAAGCUGCGGAUCGGCUACGACCAGCUUCCGGACGACAUGCCGAGACUUGUGCGUCUUCAGGCCCAGGAUUUUUUGUCGCGGAAUCUGGAUAUCAACUUGGUGCCGUUCGAAGUAUCCAAUCGCGACAAAUCAAUCCCGAAGAAGGACGAGCAGGACCAGAUCACGAAGAAGCUCAUCAAGGCAAUCAUGUUUGCUCAAUCGAUACCGAGCUUCAAAGAUGACGCGGAUGCCUUCCUUCUCGACGUGUGCAGACACUUUGCACUCAUCGAGCUCGGCCGCUCUCUGGUUGACCUCAAGCGAACCUACAGUCCCUUUGAUCCAAAGGCCGGCGAUGGUCCCCUGCACAUCGACACGAGGAUUCUUUCAGAUGCGAUAGUCGAGUCUCUUGCGUCAGACCAUCCCGAUGUGCGAGAAGCUGCGAAGCGGGCGAUUCGUGAGCUCUACAAGUCGACGGCUGUCAUCUUUGGGUCGGAAACCGGGGUCGGCCGCCUCCCCCUCUUCACGUAUCUGAGCAGCACCUUCUGCCACAGCUGCUACGAAGAGGAGUGGUUUACCAAGACCGGAGGUAGCCUGGGCAUCAACUUCAUGCUCACGGAGCUCGACUUGGGGGACGCCUGGGUUGCUUCGAAGCAGACCGAGUUCAUCCGCGCCCUCAUGUACGUGAUCAAGGAUAUGCCUCAGGAUCUACCAGAGAAGACUAGGUGUCUGGCGCAAACGAGCCUGCAGGUCCUUUUGAGACGCAUCACCCAGGGCAUUAAGAAGGAGGAGGCCCUACCCGCCCCCCAACCGCAAGGCCAGCCUCCGGUCAAGCAGCCCCGCCUUGCCCAGUUGUGCAUGCAGUUCAACAACGAACUCUCGCACAUGAACAAGUUUGUCCGCGAGACCGCCAAGCUCUCCCUCGAGCUUAUCGCCAAGGCCGCCGGGUGCGAGGUCUGGGAGCUUGUUGAGCCCUACAAGGAGAGAUUCUUGCAGCCAAUCUACUCCAAGCCCCUGCGCGCUCUGCCGUUCAGCAUCCAGAUCGGAUACAUCAACGCCAUGACGUAUCACAUGAGCCUCAAGCACGACUGGGUCAGGUUUGACGAGAACCUCAAUCGCUUGCUGAUGGAGUCUUUGGCGCUGGCCGACGCAAACGACGAGUCGCUGGCCAACAAGCCUGCCGAGUUUCGGACGCACGAGCACAUUGUCAACCUGAGGGUUUCGUGCAUCAAGUUGCUCAGCACGGCCAUGACGUUUGAGGAGUUUGCGAACAAUCCUACAAAGGGCAAGAUUCUGGCCGUCUUCUUCAAAUGUCUCUAUUCGGAGUCGAAACCGACCAUUGCCGCGGCGAACGACGCUCUGAAGUCUGUCUUGGCGGUUGAUAGGCGCCUACCGAAAGACUUGCUCCAGGGGGGUCUUCGUCCUGUGCUCCAGAGCCUCUCGGAUCCGAAGCGGCUGAGCACGCACGGCUUGGACAACCUCUCGAGACUUCUCAAGCUGCUCACCAGCUACUUCAAGGUCGAGAUUGGUGCGCGACUGCUCGACCAGAUCGACUCCAUCGUUGAACCCAGCGCCUGGCAACAAAUCUCCUUUACCUUUUUCGAGCAGCACCCGCAGAUGAAGGUCAUCACGGCCACGCUCAACAUUUUCCACCUGCUGCCAGCAUUGGCUGAAUCUUUUAAGGAGCGCCUCAUCGACUGCUUCCUGGGGCUUGAAGAGAAGCUGAGGCGGACAAUUCAGAGUCCGUUCCGCCAUCCGAUAUAUCUGUAUCUCAACAGAUACCCCAAAGAGAUCUGGAACCAUCUACUCGGAAAACUGGAUGAAUUGAAAUAUGGUCGUCUAUUGGCUCAAGUCCUUCGCCACCCUGACAGCACACCCAUCCGAGAGGUUGCCGCCGAGAACGUGGAGGGAUUGAUUCGCAGGUGCAACGAGGUAACCAAUGAGAAGAAAUUCAUUGCCGUCGUCAACACUAUCCACAUUCUCGACUCGAUAAGUCAUUGGUCGAGCACAAACGGCUGGAUGGACAAAAAGGAACACAUCGCAUGGCUGAAGACUGUUGGCAAUGACCUUGAGGGUCACAUUCGAAACUACACUCUUCCGGCCAACCUUCGUCUGCCCGCGUACCAAGCCGCGGAACAACUUAUGAAUGUCCUCGUCAAGUCGCUUGAGAAGAACCCCAAGGAUCUGGAUUCGUUGUUCAACUUGAUCGAGUCUGUGACAAGCGACGAGCUCCGCCCGACACAGUCGUUGUACUCGUUCAUUUACCAGAAGAUCAUCUGCAGCGAGUCCAUCGAGUUCUGGAAAACCUCGUUUUUGCGGUGCCUGGAGACGUAUGCGGGUAAAUCGGCAUCCAACAAAACCAAGCACUUCUUGCUGCACAACAUUGUCAACCCCAUCGUGGCCAUGGACGUCAUGCGGCAUUGGAAUCAAGUCGAGUCGAACAAGACGCAACGGCUCAUGGACCGCUCCGUGAUUGAUGCUGUCAGCACCAAGAUAUGGAAGGUUCACCCAGAGAUGACCGCCGAUGAUCAAGCACAGCCCGGAAUCGAUCACACACGGUUCGAGGUUCUUCAACUCUCUGCAAUGUUGGUCAAGUAUUACCACACGACGCUCCAGGAAGCACGCAAAGAUAUUAUCAAGUUUGGAUGGACAUUUAUCCGGCUCGACGAUGUUAUCAACAAGCAUGCGGCGUACGUGGUCAUUGGAUACUUCAUCGCCCACUACGAGACUCCCCCGAAGAUCGUCAGCCAAGUCUACCUGUCGUUGCUCAAGACGAACCAGAACGAGGGGCGAGCCUUGGUGACGCAGGCUCUAGAGCUCAUCGCCCCUGUGCUCCCCAAACGAUGUGGUGGGAGCGGCCCGAACGAGCGCAAUGCGCCCUGGGCCGUCGCACCGCGUCGGAUCCUGGCAGAUGAAGGCCAGAACGUGCAGCAAAUGACGAGUAUUUUCCACUUCUUGGUCCGGCACCCUGAAUUGUUCUUUGAUGCGCGCGACAAGUACGCCAUUCUGCUCAUUACCUCGUUGAGAAAAGUGGCUGCCCCGCCGAACCCGUCUCACGAGAGCAAGAAACUGGCGCUGAACAUGAUGUGGCUCAUCUGGACUUGGGAGCAGUGGCGGGUUGAGGGUAGGAAUCCGGCCGGCCCUGGGGGCCAGGAUCUUUUGCUGUCGCCAAAUACGAGGAAGCGCAAGCUGGAUGCCAGUCAAGCCAUGCCUUCGCCGUCUGCGCUGAGGCAGUCUGCGCCCAACGAGUACCAGAUUCCCCAAAUCUUCCGACAAAAGAUGAUCAAGUACCUCGUCGAGUUCAUCGCACAGCUCAAUGAACGGUAUCAGCUGCCGUCGGCGAAGCCUCGCGAACACAACCCGACAUCCGUUCCCUUGCCGCCAUCGAGUACGGAGCUCUGCAAAAAGGCCAUGAGCUUGCUGUAUAGCCUGGUGCAGCCACGAUACUGGGGCGAUCUUGAGCUCGACCUGUUUUCCAACGUCACCGACGUCAUCCUCGCGAGCGACAAGACUCAAAACAUCCUCAACGCUGAUCCCACAGACAAGGAGAAGUACGAUGAGAGGUUCAUCACCAACAUCAUCAACACGCUGCAGGUCGUGCGCAUCGUGCUGAACUUCAAGUCGGACGAAUGGGUGCAGAAGCACUUUGCUGCGGUGCAGAAGGUUCUGGAAAAGUGUUUGAAGUGCGAGAACCCAGAGGUUCAGGACUGUUUGCAUCUCUCCGACGACAAGUACGAUGAUGGGCGCGAAUUGAAAUCCAUCAUCAAGCGCAUUCUCGAAGCUGUGCCCGAGGAUACGCCAAUGGAAGAUGCAGAUGCAGAAGCAGAGGCCGAGGCCCCGACGUCGGAGAUUGUCGCCUAUCUCUCGCAGGCUGCGACGGAAGCAAUGAACAACUCGUCCUACAUCUCAGGCGUCAACCUCCUCUGGUCCCUCGGGGAACGCAAACCAGCUGUCAUUGACCAACAUGUCACGUCCUUGAUGAAAGCCUUGCAGAGUAAGCAUGCGCGGGAGCACGUGCAGCACUACAACGCCGUUGCCAGCCAGGCUGCCGGCGCAAGCACCCGUGGCCAAGACGGCAGUCCGGCAUCUGGGGAAAUGGCCGCGUACGACCUCGAGAUCCAGACGAAACUCAUCAUCAAGGAGAUCCAGACCGUUGCGCUGCGCAUGGAGCACUUGGGAGAUAACCGGCGGCCGUUCCUCAGCGUGCUGGCGACUCUGGUGGAGAAGUCGAUGCACAUUGAGCUGUGCACGGAGAUUCUCAGCAUGGUCGAGGGCUGGGUGUUUCGAUCCGAGGGGACAUGGCCCACGCUCAAGGAGAAGACCGCAGUGCUCCACAAGAUGCUCUCGUUUGAGCAUAGGCAAGACUCGAUGAUGCUGUCCAAGUUCCUGGAGCUCGUGAUCCGUAUUUACGAGGACCCCAAGAUCACUCGUACCGAGUUGACAGUGCGGAUGGAGCACGCCUUUCUCAUCGGCACCAGGGCCGCCGACGUCGAGAUGCGCAACCGUUUCAUGGCCAUAUUCGACAAGAGCCUGUCCAAGACGGCCAGCCUGCGUCUUUCCUACGUCCUGAGCUCUCAGAACUGGGACACGCUGGCCGACUCCUACUGGCUUGCUCAGGCCUCGCAACUCUUGUUGGGCGCCGUGGAGCUGAACACAAACGUCCAGCUUCAUCCAGAGGACUUCAAAGUCUGGCCGGCAUCUCAACUGGCCAUGAUGUAUCCAAAGGACAGAGACUCGAGAGAGCCGAAGCUGAUGUCCGACGACAAGCUCGAGGCUCUGCUCGUCAGCCAUCGUCGUUUUAUUGCCGAGCUUGGCGAGGUCAAAGUCCGAGACGUUAUCGAGCCGCUGGUGCAGCUGCAGCAUGUUGACACGCAGCUAGCCCAUGAGCUUUGGGUGACGAUUUUCCCCAUGUUCUGGUCUGCAACUGCUCGCGAUGAGCGGGCCGACCUUGAACGCGGUAUGGUGUCGUUGUUGACGAAAGACUACCACAGCCGUCAAAUCGACAAGCGGCCCAAUGUCAUCCAGUCACUUGUCGAAGGAGCUGCCAGGACGUGGCCGGAUUGCAAGCUGCCGCCUCACGUGCUGAAGUUUGAGGCCAAGACGUACGAUGCCUGGUAUGCGGCGUUGGUGCAGCUCGAGAAUGCGGCCAUCAAGCCCCAGAUCGAAUCGGCAACCGUUCGUGAGAGCAAUCUGGACGCACUCGUUGAGCUGUACGCGCUGCUUCAAGAAGACGACUUCUACUACGGGACGUGGCGUCGGCGGUGCCAGUUUGUCGAGACCAACGCGGGCCUCUCGUACGAGCAAAACGGCAUGUGGGACAAGGCCCAGAAGCUGUACGAGACUGCUCAGAUCAAAGCGAGGACUGGCGUCAUACCCUUUUCUCAGGCCGAGUACAUGCUCUGGGAAGAUCACUGGGUCCUGUGUGCGCAGAAGCUCCAGCAGUGGGAGAUUCUACAAGAUUUCGCCAAGCACGAGAACUUCCAGGACUUGCUUCUCGAAUGCGCCUGGCGCAACACGGACAUGUGGCAGGAUGCUCAGCACCGAGAGGCACUUGAUAAUGUCAUUAAGGGUGUCAUGGAUGCGCCGACUCCUCGCAGGGCGUUCUUCCAAGCCUUCAUGUCUCUACUCAAGUUCCACAACCAGCAGGAGAACGCUCUCGACUUUGGUCGCGUCUGCGACGAGGCCAUUCAGCUUUCCAUCAGAAAGUGGCAUCAGCUUCCGGAGCGACUGACCAAUGCGCAUAUUCCAUUGCUGCAAAACUUCCAGCAGCUCGUCGAGAUGCAUGAUGCUAGUGUCAUCUGCCAGAGCCUAGCAAGCACAAACUCGUCCAACCUCGAUGUCAAGUCUGGCGAGCUGAAGCUGCUCCUUGGCGCGUGGCGCGACAGGCUGCCCAAUGUUUGGGACGACAUCACCGCUUGGCAGGACCUGGUCACCUGGAGGCAGCACAUCUUCAGCCUCAUCAACCAGACUUACCUGCAGUUGCUUCCCCAGCAGGGCCAGCAGAAUGCCGGAGGGGCCAACUCCUUUGCCUACCGCGGCUACCACGAGACUGCUUGGAUCAUCAACCGAUUCGCUCACGUGGCCCGCAAGCACAGCCUCCCAGAAGUCUGCAUCAGCCAGCUGAGCCGCAUCUACACCCUCCCCAACAUCGAGAUCCAGGAGGCUUUCCUGAAGCUGCGGGAACAGGCCAAGUGUCACUACGAGAAUCCGGACGAAUUGUCGAGCGGCUUGGAUGUUAUCAACAACACGAACCUCAACUACUUCAAUCCGCAGCAAAAGGCCGAAUUCUACACGCUCAAGGGCAUGUUUCUCGAGAAACUCAGCCACAAGGAAGAGGCCGAUAGUGCCUAUGGCACUGCACUGUACUUCGACAUCGGGGCGGCCAAGGCUUGGGCAGAAUGGGGGUACUUCAACGACAGAAAAUUCAAGGAGGAUCCCUCAGACUUGAACGCCGCUCGGCAGGCACUCACCUCCUACUUGCAAGCAGCCGGCAGCUACAAGAAUGCCAAGUCUCGGAAGCUGCUGGCCCGAAUCCUCUGGCUGCUCAGCUUGGAUGACUCCAAGGGCACCAUCGCCAUGGGCUUUGACGACUUCAAGGGCGAGACACCUGUGUGGUACUGGAUUACCUUUAUUCCCCAGCUGCUCACGGGUCUGGGCCACAAAGAGGCACCGCGCGUCUACCAGAUCUUGCUGAGCAUCGCCAAGUCAUACCCGCAGGCGCUCUACUUCCAGCUUCGAACCAAUCGCGAGGACAUGCACAUCAUCCGAAAGAGCCAGGAGGCAAAGGAGCGAGCCCGACAGCAGCGAGCACCGUCGACGGCGGCCAACACUAAGGCUGGGGCGUCGCCGCUACAAACCAAACAGGACGCCCCAAAAAUCGAAGCUGGCGCUUCUCGACCCGGCACUGCCAGCGGAGGCGAUGGCGCUCAAGUCAAGAUGGACGGGAUCGAGCCGAACGCAGCGCAGGCGCCGGCGGCUGCGUCGAUGUCGACGGCAAACAAGAAGCCGCCGUGGGAGCUGACGGAGGAGAUCAUGUCGGUGCUCAAGACGGCGUUCCCCCUGCUGGCUCUCUCGAUGGAGACCAUGGUGGACCAGAUUCAAAAGCACUUCAAGUGCCCUCCGGACGAGGAUGCGUACCGUCUGAUCGUCGCCCUCCUCAACGAUGCCUUGACCUAUGUCAGCCGCACCCCGGCCUCGUUUGCCAAGAGUGUCAAGCUUCCCCCGGCAACGGAAACGAACAUCACUAGGUUUGCUGAGACGAUCCUGCCGAACCACAUCAAGAAGUCCUUUGAGGCGGACUUCGUGGAGGUGAAGCCGACAAUGUACGAGUACAUCCACAAGCUGCGCCGCUGGCGAACCAAGUUUGAGGAGAAGUUGGACCGACGGUUCUGCCAUGCACCGCUGGAGACGUUUUCGCCCCAUUUGAGCGAAUUCCGGUACCAGAAGUUUGACGAGGUGGAGAUUCCGGGACAGUACCUCCAGCACAAGGACAAGAACCAGGACUUUAUCCGGAUCGAACGGUUCCUGCCCAACGUCGACCUGGUGCGGUCCUACAGCGCCUCGUACCGGCGACUCAAGAUGCGCGGUCACGACGGCAGCGUGCACGCGUGGGCGGUGCAGCAUCCGGCGGCGCGGCACUGCAGGCGGGAGGAGAGGAUUCUGCAACUGUUCCGGCAGCUUAACCAGACUCUGGGCCGCAAGAAGGAGAGCCGCCGUCGCGAUCUCCAGUUCACGCUGCCGCUCAUGGUUCCUCUUGCGCCCCACAUCAGGAUCGUGCAAGAGGACACGUCGUACGUGACGUUGCAGGCCGUGUACGAGGACCACUGCAGACGCGUGGGUCUAGUCAAGGACGAGCCGGUGCUCUUCACGCUUGAGAAGCUUCGGGGCGUGCUGGAUCCGAAGAACCAGGGCAAGGUGGAGCUGACGCCGACGGCGCGGCUGGAGGUGUUUAAGGCGGUGCAGGAGAAAUGGGUGCCGUCGACGAUUGCGCUGGAGCACUUCCAGCAGGUGUUCCCGCAGUUUGCGGAAUUCUGGCUGUUCCGACGGCAGUUUUCGUAUCAGCUGUCGGCGCUGACGUUUAUGACGUACAUUCUCUACAUGCACAACCGAUACCCGUCCAAGAUGAACAUUGCGCGGGGGUCGGGCAACAUCUGGGGCUCUGAGCUCAUGUCGUUUAUGAACCCGUCGAAGCCCUUCUUCACCAACCUCGAGGCAGUGCCAUUCCGACUGACGCCGAACCUGCAAGUGCUGAUGGGGCCGCUGGCGACGGAGGGCAUCUUUGCGUGCUCGCUGAUGGCGAUUGCGCGGUGCCUGACGGAGCCCGAGGACGAGCUGGAGCACGCGCUGACGCUGUUUGUGCGGGACGAGAUGAUAUUCUGGCUGACGAGCAGCCACCGGAACGGCAUCAGCGAGAGCCAGCUGCGGGACUCUGUGCAGCUCAACAGCGACUCGAUUGUGAAGCGGGCGGCGAGCCUGGCGCACAAUCCGGCGGGGAACCUGCCGGCCAACCAGACGGUGAUUGAUGCGGUGGCCAAGGCGGUGAAUCCGAUGAACCUGGCCCAGUGCGAUGCGCUGUGGAUGCCAUAUCUGUGA
Molecule: messenger RNA, 11514 nt
Organism: Hirsutella rhossiliensis
Lineage: Eukaryota; Fungi; Ascomycota; Sordariomycetes; Hypocreales; Ophiocordycipitaceae
Product: FAT domain-containing protein
Exons: 5
Coding region: 1-11514 (3837 amino acids)
Biological process (GO): DNA repair; regulation of DNA-templated transcription
Cellular component (GO): SAGA complex; NuA4 histone acetyltransferase complex; nucleus
Molecular function (GO): transcription coregulator activity; protein binding
Source: RefSeq, a predicted model, not a curated record